AUAAUAUUCCAAGCCCAAACAGUUUUCUUGUCCAAAAUUCUCCAGCCUACGCAUCACUCUCUCUCUCUCUCGCUCGCUCGCUCAAGAUCUUCUACUACAAAACGAGCACCUGCCUCUCUCUGAGCUCCCCGAUCUGGAUGCUUCUCUCCUUCACAUUCCGAGCAAUUCUGAUCUCCCAUUCACCAAUUCGCGAUGGCUUUCAUGGCGGUUUUGGAGUCAGAUCUUCGCGCUCUCUCCGCCGAGGCUCGCCGUCGCUACCCUGCUGUCAAAGACGGCGCUGAGCACGCAAUUAUAAAGCUCCGUUCUUUGUCAAGCCCUGGUGAGAUUGCGCAGAAUGAGGACAUAUUGAGAAUCUUCCUGAUGGCUUGUGAGGUUAAAACUGUGAAGUUGAGUGUUAUUGGACUCUCGUGUCUACAGAAGCUUAUAUCUCAUGAUGCUGUUGCUUCAUCAGCUCUGCACGAGAUACUUUGUACAUUGAAGGAUCAUGCUGAAAUGACCGAUGAGAGUGUUCAACUUAAGACCCUGCAGACUGUAUUGAUAAUAUUGCAGUCACCUUUACACCCUCAGAAUGAGGACGAUAUGGCUCAAGCUCUUGGUAUAUGCCUUCGGCUUCUCGAAAAUAGGUCCCCUGACAGUGUGCGCAAUACUGCUGCAGCUACUUUCAGGCAAGCUGUAGCACUGAUUUUUGAUCAUGUGGUUUGCGCUGAGACUCUUCCUGCCGGCAAGCUUAGUUCUGGAGGUUACAUCUCUCGGACCAGUCCAGUUAGUGGUGAUGUUAGUUGCAGCAUAAAUCUUUCAGAGUCUUUGGAUGGAUCUGUUUCUGGACAGUCAUCAUUGAUGAGGGAGACACUAACUAAAGCUGGAAAGCUUGGGCUUCGUCUGCUUGAAGACCUGACAGCUCUUGCUGCAGGUGGAUCUGCAAUCUGGUUACGUGUCAGUUCUCUACAGCGGUCCUUUGCACUUGACAUACUGGAGUUUGUUCUGUCCAACUAUGUGGCUGUUUUCCGAACCUUGCUUCCUUAUGAGCAGGUCCUGCGUUACCAGAUAUGUUCAAUUCUAAUGACCUCACUUCGUACAAAUGCGGAGCUUGAAGGGGAAGCAGGAGAGCCGUCAUUUCGACGCUUGGUCUUGCGGUCAGUUGCCCAUAUCAUCCGGCUUUACAGUUCAUCCCUUAUCACUGAAUGUGAGGUCUUCCUUAGUAUGUUGGUGAAGGUCACAUUUCUUGAUUUGCCAUUAUGGCAUCGUAUUCUUGUUCUUGAGAUCCUGAGGGGCUUUUGUGUGGAGGCAAGGACAUUGCGGAUUCUUUUCCGAAACUUUGAUAUGAAUCCCAAGAACACCAACGUUGUGGAGGGCAUGGUGAAAGCUCUUGCUAGAGUAGUUUCAAGUGUACAGGUUCAAGAGACUAGUGAAGAGAGCCUCGCAGCUGUUGCAGGAAUGUUUAACAGCAAAGCUAAAGGAGUUGAGUGGAGCCUUGAUAAUGAUGCAUCCAAUGCUGCAGUAUUGGUUGCUAGUGAAGCUCAUUGUAUAACCUUGGCAGUCGAAGGUCUGCUCGGUGUAGUCUUCACAGUAGCUACAUUGACGGAUGAAGCAGUAGAUUCCGGAGAGAUUGAAUCCCCCAGAUGUGACUAUGAUCCACCUGCAAAGAAGACUGGAAAUGCUGCUCUUCUCUGUCUCUCAAUGGUUGAUUCAUUAUGGUUGACGAUACUAGAUGCAUUCUCCUUUAUUUUGUCAAGGUCACAAGGUGAGGCUAUUGUGUUGGAAAUACUGAAGGGAUAUCAGGCCUUCACCCAGGCAUGCGGAGUUCUUGGUGCUGUAGAACCUUUGAACUCCUUUUUAGCAUCACUUUGCAAAUUUACAAUCAUUUUCCCCGUUGAAGCAGAAAAAAGGAGCAUUACUUUACAAUCUCCUGGGUCCAAACGGUCUGAACAAGUAGUUGAUCAAAGGGAAAGUGUUGUUCUCACCCCUAAGAAUGUCCAGGCCUUAAGAACUCUCUUCAACAUUGCUCAUAGAUUACACAAUGUGUUGGGCCCAUCCUGGGUUUUGGUAUUAGAAACCCUAGCAGCCCUAGACCGCGCAAUCCAUUCUCCGCAUGCUACCACACAGGAGGUGUCCACGGCUGUGCCAAAACUUACAAGAGAAUCAUCUGGUCAAUCCAGUGACUUAAAUAUUCUUUCAUCCUUGAAUUCUCAGCUGUUUGAGAGCUCAGCACUGAUGCACAUAUCUGCAGUAAAAUCCCUUCUUUGUGCACUGGGCCAACUGUCACAGCAAUGCAUGGCUGGGAUUUCAAAUGGAUCUGUACCUGCUUCAAGUCAAAAAGUUGGAAACAUAAACUUUUCAGUGGAGAGAAUGAUAUCCAUCCUAGUCAAUAAUCUACACAGAGUGGAGCCAUUGUGGGAUCAAGUUGUUGGCCACUUUCUUGAGCUUGCAGAAAAUUCUAACCAGCAUUUACGUAACAUGGCCCUUGAUGCAUUAGAUGAAUCAAUAUGUGCUGUUUUAGGUUCAGACAAGUUCCCAGACAACACAACAAGCAGAUUCAAUGGCUCAUCUCAGAGUAUGGAUACUGGGGUUACAGAUUUGGGAUCACUUGAGUGUGCUGUCAUAUCUCCACUAAGGGUUCUUUAUCUUUCUACUCAAAGUGUUGACUCACGUACUGGAUCUUUGAAAAUUCUUCUGCAUGUUUUAGAGAGGCAUGGGGAGAAAUUACACUACAGUUGGCCAAAUAUUCUUGAAAUGUUGAGGUCUGUAGCGGACUCUUCAGAUAAGGAACUCAUUACUCUGGGCUUUCAGUGCCUGCGGGUGAUUAUGAAUGACGGACUUUCUACUAUACCUGCAGACUGCCUUCAAGUAUGUGUAGAUGUGACUGGAGCAUACAGUGCUCAAAAGACAGAGCUGAAUAUAAGUCUGACAGCAAUAGGCCUCUUAUGGACAACAACUGACUUUAUUGUGAAAGCUCUAAUCCAUGGACCUGGGGCGGAGAAGAAAACAGGGAUUUCUGAUGUGCAUCCUAUUCUAAAGCCAUUGGAUGGCGACAUACCAAAAGAACAAACAAUCAAUGGCUCAGAUAAUGCCAAUGAGCAAGUUCCCUCAUUAACUAUAGUUGACAGUGACAGACUGCUUUUCUCUGUUUUCUCAUUACUUCAAAAGCUUGGAGCCGAUGAGAGGCCAGAGGUUAGAAAUUCAGCGGUCAGGACAUUGUUUCAGACACUUGGAAGUCACGGGCAAAAACUUUCGAAAAGCAUGUGGGAAGAUUGCCUUUGGAAUUAUGUGUUUCCUACACUCGAUCGUGCUUCUCACAUGGCUGCAACUUCAUCGAAAGAUGAAUGGCAUGGGAAAGAACUUGGAACUCGAGGAGGAAAAGCAGUUCAUAUGCUCAUACAUCACAGUCGCAACACAGCUCAGAAACAGUGGGAUGAGACGUUAGUACUUGUCCUUGGUGGCGUAGCCCGUAUUCUACGCUCAUUCUUUCCUUUUCUUAGAAGUUUAAGCAAUUUUUGGUCAGGAUGGGAGUCUUUGCUUUUAUUUGUGAAGAAUAGUGUAUUAAAUGGAAGCAAAGAGGUUGCGCUUGCUGCAAUAAAUUGCUUACAGACACCUAUUCUUUCUCAUUCUUCCAAGGGGAACUUGCCGAUGCCUUAUCUUGAAUCAGUACUUGAUGUUUACGAGCUUGUUCUUCAAAAUUCAACAAACCUGAGUGGAAAUGCAGCCAGCAAGGUGAAGCAGGAGAUUUUGCAGAGUCUUGGGGAACUAUAUGUGCAAGCACAAAGGAUGUUUGAUGAUCGGUUGUAUACACAGUUGCUUGCAGUCAUACGCUUGGCUAUGAAAGAUGCCAUAGUUGCCAACGAUAACUGUGAAACUGAAUAUGGAAAUGUUCCACCUGUACUACGUACUGUGCUCGAGAUCAUUCCAAUGUUAUGUCCAACAGAGCACAUUUCUUCAAUGUGGCUUAUUCUUCUUCGGGAUUUUUCUCAAUUUCUGCCAAGAUUGAAUUCUACCGUACAAAUUGAGGAAGAUGAAGCAGAGGAAGCUAGCACUAGUGACCGAGUUCCAGAUACUCACUUGAAAAUAAAACAUGAAAGACCUAAUGGGACGGCUUCGAUGACUCCAGGAGUAGGAGAUUCUCCUAGUUCUAGAUUAAAGACAUCCGUAACAGCCAGCAUUCCUAAUUAUAUGUUUGCGGAAAAGCUUGUUCCCUUGUUGGUAGAUCUUUUCCUACGGGCUCCAGUAGUUGAAAAGUAUAUCUUGUAUCCUGAAAUUAUUCAAAGUCUUGGGAGGUGUAUGACUACAAGAAGAGACAAUCCAGAUGGUUCUCUUUGGAGAUUAGCUGUCGAAGGCUUCAAUCGCAUUCUUGUUGAUGAUGCCAGCAACUCCACUGUAAAUGCUGGAUCAGAUUCAGGUGCUAGUAAGCCUGCAAGAACACGUAUAUGGAAGGAAGUUGCCGAUGUUUAUGAAGUAUUCCUUGUGGGUUAUUGUGGCCGAGCUCUUCCUUCUGAUUCCUUCUCAACAGUGGAUGUAAAAGCUGACGAGUCCCUUGAGAUGACUAUCUUGCACAUUCUUGGCGACAAGAUUUUGAAGUCACCAAUUGAUGCACCUACCGAUAUUUUGCAGCGUCUCGUUUCCACUUUGGACCGUUGUGCUUCACGUACUGGUUCUUUACCUGUUGAUUUUGUGGAACGUAUGCCUUCCCACUGCAGCAGGUUUUCCUUGAUUUGCUUACAGAAGUUGUUUUCCUUGAGCAGUUAUGACACCAAAGACCAUGAUUGGAAUUCAGCGAGAGCUGAGGUGAGUAAAAUUGCAAUCAUGAUACUGAUGAUGAGAUGUGAAUACAUCUUAAGCAGAUUUCUGAAUGACGAAAAUGAUUUAGAUUGUACACCUUUCAGCCAUCCAACUAUUCCUGCAGGUGGACGCCCAUUGCCAGCAGCAAGACUUGAAGAAAUCAUAUAUGUUCUUGAAGAGUUGGGCCGACUAGUAAUUCAUUCAGAUACUGCAUCCAUUCUUCCCUUGCAACCAUAUUUGAAAGGUGCUCUAUCAAGAGACAAGAAUCACGAUGACCGUUCGCACCUUCUUGUUCUAUUUCCAUCCUUUUCUGAGCUCAUAGUGUCAAGAGAAGCAAAAGUAAGAGCAUUGGUUCAAGUCUUGUUUAGACUCAUCAGCAAAGAAUUGUCACUUGAAAGAGUUUCCCUUACCAGUCAAGCUGUGGAAGAAUCUCAAAGGAUACCGCAGUCCUAAUUUAGUUCCAUGAUCUACAAUGGUUUACUUUGUUCAAUACAAGGUUUCUUGAGGAUUUUUUUUCCUCCUCGAUUUUUCAGUUAUAUAGUCUGUGUACAUUAUGUUAAAUUUGUUGUAUGAAAAUAGUUACCUCAGCAUGAUGUGUUGAGGAACCAAAUUUUUGAUUCUUUGGUGUAAAGGCUGUAAAGAGUUCUCUUUAUAGAAACCACUAAAAGGGCAAUGCCAAGCCUUGCGUCCUGGCGAGAUUGUGUUGAAUGCGUCACUGUUUGAGUCUGAACAUGAUGAAUCACAACAAUUGCAUAUGUAUAAUGUUCACAUUAGGCUGAAUUACUUCA
Messenger RNA from Rosa chinensis, 5558 nucleotides. RefSeq names its product protein MON2 homolog. The record is from RefSeq and is a predicted model, not a curated record. The coding region runs from base 193 to 5223 and encodes 1676 amino acids. The transcript has 44 exons. Lineage: Eukaryota; Viridiplantae; Streptophyta; Magnoliopsida; Rosales; Rosaceae.